Penicillium antarcticum is the source of this 3045-nucleotide messenger RNA. RefSeq lists its product as uncharacterized. The record is from RefSeq and is a predicted model, not a curated record. The transcript has 4 exons. NCBI's taxonomy places the organism in Eukaryota, Fungi, Ascomycota, Eurotiomycetes, Eurotiales, Aspergillaceae. Bases 1 to 3045 code for a protein of 1014 amino acids.
AUGACUGAACCCACGCCCGAGCCUGCGCCUUCGCGCGAUGCCCGGCCAAGCUCUCCGCUGACCUCUGGAGAGGGGUCGGGGUCCGCCGAGAAGGCUGCACCACCAGUCAAGACAGGCAAAAAGCUGCCAGGAUGGCUGGAUCAUUUCAAUGCGCGCGAUCUCAAAGUGCUGUUCCGAUGCUCGGUGGCAGCAUGGGUCGCGUCGCUAUUGAUAUUUAUUACGCCGUCUCUAAGCACCAUUGGAACUGCGACGUUCUUUGCAACUUUGGUGUUGUUUAUGGUGCCUCCGACCGGAAUUGUCUUCAUCUUCCUUUUGGGAGCCCUCACCCUUGUUCUGGGCAUGGCUAUGGGCUGGGCCUGGGGUGUAAUCGCCAUGAAGGCUGCCAUUGCCGCAAGGCCUGCGGCUGAGACCCAGGCCCGGCUUCAAGCGCUUGGUCAAUUGGCUUAUAGCCAAGCUAAUGCCACCGGCCAAAGUUUGGCUGCUGUUGAGCAGGUUCUUGUUUACUCUGGCUUUAUGCUUGAUGUUCGCGUCACUGCCGUUUACUAUUGUUUAAUCUGUCUAUUUAUCUAUCUAUUGGCCCGUCUUCGGGCAAAGAACCCCAAAUUUAUUCUGCUGCAGAUUUUCGGAACUAUUAUUGUCGACGUUACUUUGACUAUUGGUCCACUGCUUCCAUCUUUCCAAGGGACGAUCCCCAAGGUUCUGGUCGAGCCAGCUGCCAUUGGAAUUGGUCUAGGACUCGUCUCCCAUUUCAUCUUUUUCCCUCAAUCUACCUCCCACACAGUGCUUUACGGUAUCGAAGGCUUGGUGCGACUGCUCAAAGGUCCACUGAAUGCCACAGAAUCCAGCCUUCUGAAGGGAGAAGAGUUGGUGCUGAAGGAUCUGCUCAAAAUUAAAACGAAAACAAUCGCAGCUUACAAAGCCAUUGAGCCAGCAAUGGCGUUUUUGCCCUUGGAUUUCUCUGUUGGCUGGUGGGGUGCCGACGACGUCAAGAGCUUGAAGAAACCGCUACGCCAGGCAUUGAUGGCCAACCUGUCCUUGCUGGAGGUCCACAUUGCACGCCUCGGAGGCGAAGCGAAGCUGGAGAAAUUGCGCCAAAUAACUGCAAGUCGGGAAUCGGACGCGAUAUCAGAAGCCAAUGGCGACGAGAAGAAACGCCCACGCGAGGUUGGUAUGCGACAGCUGAUGCAGAGUGUCAACUUGGUUCAAGCGCUGCGAAGCCCAGAACACGAAUCCCUUCGAUCAGAAACCAUCGAAGCUUUGAAGGAUUCCAGCAAAGAUAUCCUUCCAGCUUGCCAGGAGGCAACUGAGAUAAUUGCCGAAUGUAUUCACAAAGUCAACACGACUCGUUGGUUUGGCAGCUCUUCUAAGGAACACCUUGCCGAGUUGCACGAUCGCAGCCAGGUGGCAUUGACGAAUAUGCAAGCCCUACGCGCGUCAUUCGCAAAUGAAACCACCGAACGACUGAUCGAAACACAUUCCUCAAUCUUCAACGAGAAGGGCGAGCUCACAAAACUCGAUGAAUUUACUGUCCACAGAGUGAGAGGUAUCGUUAUUGGAAUGAUGUUCGAGGAGCAGCUCCUCGGAGUCGCCGACAGCUGGGAGCGAGUCCUGGGGCAAUUAACCGCUCUCCUGAGAGAGCGCCAGAAGGUCCGUCUGUGGCUACCUAGGGGGUUGCGGUACGCUGUCAACUGGGUCCUUCGAAAGGAUGCCGUGGCCCCUGUCAUUGUGGCUCAGAACCCGACCACCGAUCCCGAUGCUGCAGAGGCGCAGUCUAAAGCGGCACAGCAGCAUCUUCGCAUCAGCAGAGGCUACCGUGUGAACAGACCCAGUGGUUUGAGUCGCGUCAUCAUCGGAACUUACCACUGGUUUAUCAGCACAGAAGGCAUGUAUGCUAUGCGCAUGGUUGUUGUCACAAUCGCACUCGCCAUCCCUGCGGCGCUGCCGACCACCGCGGGCUUCUACUACCGCGAAAAAGGGCUCUGGGCGCUCAUCAUGGGACAAACCACUAUGGUCAUCUACAUGGCCGACUUCACGUUCUCCCUCAUCUGUCGAGCUAUCGGUACUAUCGUCGGCGGGGCCUUGGGCUUGGUUGCAUGGUAUAUCGGCUCAGGCCACGGCGAAGGAAAUCCAUACGGUCUCGCCGCUAUCAUGGCAGUUGUAAUCCUUGUCCUAAUGUGGGGACGUGUCUUCGCUCCCCCUGCCUUGCUGCAGGCAAUGAUGAUGGCCGGCGCAACCUGUAUCCUGGUCAUCGGCUACAGCUUCGACGACACCCACAUCCCCUCAUAUGGCAAUCCCGGAUUCGGAUACAGCGUCUUCUGGCGCCGACUAGUCCUAGUCCUCAUCGGAUCUGCAGGUGCCCUAAUCGUCCAACUAUUCCCCCGCCCCCCAUCAGCCUCCCGCCACAUCUGCAAAUCCCUUUCCAACGUCAUCCGCGAAUUAUCAGACCACUACGCCCUCCUCCUAACCUGCUGGGGCCAAGGCCGAGACGAAGGGCUAGCAGCAGAGCAACUGGCCCUCGAUCUAGCCAACAACCUCACCUCCCUAGAAGGACCAAUCGCCCUCCUUCGCUUCGAAUUCUCCAGCUCACCUUUCGACAGCGAACGUCUAAGCCAAGUGAAAUCCCUCUGCCAAGAUCUAAAUCAAAACCUCGGCCGUCUCCUCUACCUCUCCGCUUCACUACCGGAACAUCUCCAAAGCCGUCUAGCCCGCCAAGCGGGCCUUCUCGACCACCGCAAUAUUGGCGAUGUCAUGGCCGUCCUGAGUGUUGUUGAGCAGUCGCUCAAGACUGGUGAUCCGCUUCCGGAAGUCUUGCCUACGCCGUUGCUUAAGCGUUGUCAUGAUUUCUGGAAUAUGCGCCAUGUGGAGAUUACGUUGAGUAAGGAGCUUAUUCGCGAUGAGAACUAUCGCCGUUUUUGUGUGGCUGUUAGUGCUUAUCUUAAGUUCCUGGCUGCCGUUGAUGAUCUUGUUCUUGUCAUGAAGGGGACGCUCGGGGAGUCGCAUAUUGUUGAUCGGGAGCUUGUACAUGGGUUGGAAGAGGAUGUAUAG